UCACAUGCCUGCGCACUGCGCGCAACACGACGCACGAAACGGGAUUAUUCCAUUUGAAGAAACAACAACAACAACAACAAUAAUAAUAACCAGGAUACAUCACCUGUUCUGCUUCUUCUUGCCGAGACGGUUGUAGACACUUUCUGAACAAAGCUGUCAAAGCAAUGAAAGCAUGGGGAGUUGGCUUUCUUUCCUUAGUGGUGUUGAACGCAGCGGUACGCUAUGUGACGUCUCUGGAGCAAGAAUUGACCGAUUCUAUUUUUGGCAAUUUCCUGCAUCCCAUCAAAGACUUGUUUGACCAGAAGCAUGACGCCAAUCAAACGGUGGCCAGAUUCUCCCUGCGCAGACCCUCCCGCCCGGAAGACGACCUGUGCUACAUCCUCCCCGGCCGAGCCGAGUCGCUGGCGGCCUGCGCCUUCAACGACACCGCCAAAACCUUCCUCAUCAUCCACGGCUGGACGUUGAGCGGAAUGUUUGAAAGCUGGGUGGCUAAACUGGUGUCGGCGCUGUACGAACGAGAGCAGGUGGCCAACGUCAUUGUGGUGGACUGGCGCAGCAUGGCGCAGAACCACUAUGUGGUCGCAGCCCAGAGCACCAAGGCGGUUGGGCAGGAGGUGGCACGCUUCAUUGACUGGAUCGAGGAAACAACCAACAUUCCUCUUGACAACCUUCAUCUGAUUGGCUACAGCCUCGGGGCUCACGUGGCAGGCUUCGCGGGAAGUCAUGCGACUAACAAAGUUGGUAGGAUAACAGGUUUGGACCCUGCCGGGCCCGACUUCGAAGGCGAGCACGCCCACAGGCGCCUCUCCCCAGACGACGCCGGGUUCGUGGACGUCCUCCACACCUUCACACGAGGCUCUCUGGGUCUGAGCAUCGGCAUCCAGCAGCCUGUGGGCCACGUGGACAUUUAUCCAAAUGGAGGCAGCUUCCAGCCGGGCUGCAACCUGAGAGGCGCUCUGGAAAAGAUCGCCAACUUUGGAAUAUUUGCCAUCGCCGACGCGGUCAAGUGCGAGCACGAGCGCUCUAUCCACCUCUUCAUUGACUCUCUGUUAAACGAGCGGGAGGCGGCCAAGGCCUACCGCUGCGGCAGCAACGACAGGUUCGACCGCGGCAUGUGCCUCAGCUGCCACAAGAGCCGCUGCAACACGGUGGGCUACGACAUCAACAAGGUCCGCAAAGCACGCAAUGUACAGAUGUACACCAAAACCAGAGCCACUAUGCCCUUCAGAGUUUACCACUACCAGCUGAAGAUCCACUUCUCCAGUAAGGUGAACCGCUCGGAGAUGGAGCCCUCGCUGACCGUCUCGCUGUUUGGAACCAAAGGGGAGGCGGACAACCUGCAGCUUAAACUGAAGGAGAAAAUAGCGGUGAAUAGGACGCAUUCCUUCCUGCUGGUGACCGAAAAGAACAUUGGCGAGCUGUUGAUGUUGAAGUUCAAGUGGGAGGAGUCGAACAGCUGGUCAGCCUCCAGUAUGUUGAGGAUGGUUUCUUCCUGGUGGUCCGGCGACUCCGACGGCGACAACAUGGAGGUGCACAAAAUUCGGAUCCGAGCUGGAGAGACGCAGCAAAAGGUGGUGUUUUGCCUAAAAGAUCCCGAUUCUUCCAACUUAAAGCAAGAGCUUACCUUCGUCAAAUGUCAGGACGCAUGGAGAACAGAUUCAAAGCGCACUUCCAAAAGAGUAACCUUGGAGGCUCACUGACCCUGCGGAGAAAACCGCCACCACCACCGCCACCGCCACCCUUGUGUCCAUUUCAGCAAUGAGUAAAUAAUUUAUUUGAUGUCUCAUAAUACAAAAAAAAAAAAAAAGCCACGCACUGACUUGUAUAUAGCCAGAGGAGUAUGCUCUUUUUAUUUAAAACAUUACAUAUGUUAAUACUUUUUGUUGGCUUUAUGACUAAUUAACUAGUGUAUCAUUAGUGCCAGAGAGAUGUGUCGCCACCCUUGUUAUCUAGAAAUCUAUCUUUUGAGGUACUAAUUUCCUAUUGUGUUGAUAUUUAUAGCGAUCACUGUCAAACUGAAUGGCUGCUUUUACAUGGACAUAAGCCCCUGGCCACAAUCUCUUAAAAAAUAUUCUGAAGUGCUCCUGGGUGUUUGGAAAUUGAUUGACUGACACAAAAUCAAUAAAGAACCUAUGCUGUGAAACGUGCAGGUAGUUGGCCAUCCUCAACUCAUAAUUGUUUUUAUUUUUUGUGACAUUUUGACACAGUCAGUGGAAUGUCCUCUUUUUUUUUUGUUUUAAACGUCCAUGUAAACGUAACCAGUGUCCUAUAUAGUAUUGUUACCUCCCCAAAGAAACAGGGAUAUAUAUAUAUACUUGUUUUCAUGAUAAAUGUGUCCUAGGCAAUAGUGUGUGUUUAUGUACAGUAUUAUAAAUGAAACCUAACAAAGCAUUCACCACUGUGGCCCCCAGCACAAUGUGACUGUGGGACUGGAUCAGUGUGCCUUAAGCUCAACAAAGCGCUUUCUUGCUAUGUGUGUGUUUUAUGGGUACUUUAUUGUUGCUAUGACAACAAAGAAACAUUACUCCUGCCUUUCUACUCUGUUAUACCUCUGUGCUGCAAAACAUUACUCAGCUGUUACCUCAACGAACAGGGAUGCAGGGAUGGACAUGUUUAAACCGUGUACAGACAGGAUUUGAUGUAAAUAAGAAACAGUCGAACAAUCGGAAACUGCUGUAAUCAACUCGUAACAAAAAGCACAGUUUUUGGUUCUAUUGUGAAAUGUAAUCUGUUCUCCUUGUACAUACUUGUAAAUAUGUGCUGGUGUAUAGUGUAUAUUUAAUAAACAACACAUGAGAGGGCAA
This is a messenger RNA of Phyllopteryx taeniolatus (common seadragon), 2804 nucleotides long. It is a transcript of the gene lpl2a, whose product is annotated as lipoprotein lipase. Gene Ontology annotation, molecular function: apolipoprotein binding; lipoprotein lipase activity. The transcript is spliced from 10 exons. The coding region runs from base 165 to 1700 and encodes 511 amino acids. Lineage: Eukaryota; Metazoa; Chordata; Actinopteri; Syngnathiformes; Syngnathidae. Gene Ontology annotation, biological process: lipid metabolic process. The record is from RefSeq and is a predicted model, not a curated record.